Salvelinus namaycush (lake trout) is the source of this 1740-nucleotide messenger RNA. RefSeq names its product neuronal pentraxin-1. Lineage: Eukaryota; Metazoa; Chordata; Actinopteri; Salmoniformes; Salmonidae. The record is from RefSeq and is a predicted model, not a curated record. The transcript has 4 exons. The coding region runs from base 1 to 1740 and encodes 579 amino acids.
AUGGGACACAAGUGCAUCUCUAAACCCUCGCCGUUACAAACACUCAUCCUCUCCACCAUCCUCCUCUUCAUCUCCCCUACCUCUGCCAUGCCAGGGCCUGACUAUGGAGGCCACCCGCGGUUCAUCUGCAUUCCCGUCCCUGCCGAUACCGACCCUGCCUGCUUCCCCUCUGGGGGGCCAGUCAUGGGGCCUAGCGGGGCAGGGCACCACGCGCCUCCUGUAGGGCCCCCGAACAAUAAUGGCUGGUGGGGAAUGACAGAGGAGGCUAAAACCACUAUUUUACACCUGAGAGAGAGCCUGGUGCAGCAGAAAGAGACCAUCCUGGAUAUGAGAGAGACCAUCAGGGAGCUGACCGCCAAGCUCACCCUGUGUGAGGGCUCUGGGCCGGGCAUCGGGGCUCACAACGACCACCAUGAACCUCCAUCUCAUCACGGAGGGGCUGUCAGCCAUCUGCCUUACGCUGACAACGGUCACCAUGGCAACCAGCAGGGUCACCAUGGAAACAACAACCAUGCCUUGGAUGCAGCCGAACACUACCCUGGGAAUGGGGGGCACCGGUUGGACAGUGGGCAUAACAACAGGGGGAAGGAUAAACACUCAACACCAGAGGAUAUGAUAUCAUCAAAAUCGCCGGAGGAACUGGGCAGGAUGCUGCAGGCCCUUAAAGAGAGAAUGGAUAACCUGCAGCAGUCACGGAACACCUCCACCACCUACUCCAGCUCUCUGAAGGAGCUCCUCCAGAGGAAGAUCAGUGCUCUGGAGCAGCAGAUGCACCACACCGCUGCUGCCCUCAGCAGCAGCCCCAAUCACCAUGACGACAGCGAUCACCACGAUGACGGGCACCAUGAAGACCACGACGAUGACGGGCAUCACGAUGACAGUCACCAUGACAAUCACCAUGACAAUGACGGGCAUCACGACGACAGUCACCAUGACGACCACCCCGAUGAUCACCAUGAUGAUGGGCAACACGACAACGAGGCAGAUAGCCAUGGUUACCUGCAGAGAACGGGUUUUCGCAUACCAGGGCCCAAGGCUGGCCUGCACUCCAACAACAAACUGGACUCUCUACUGAAUAACCUGCACCAUACAGGUACCAACAGCAGGAAGAAGACCAAGACCCCUGAUGCCUUCCAGAUCGGCUUCCCAAUGAGAACCAACUACAUGUACGGGAAGGUGAAGACGACCCUCCUCCACGAGAUCUUUGCCCUCACCCUGUGUCUGUGGAUAAAGGGGGGUGCAGGCCCCGGGCUGGGGACCCCCUUCUCCUACUCUGUACCAGGACAGGCCAACGAACUGGUGCUGAUCGAGUGGGGCAACAACCCCAUGGAGCUGCUGGUGGAUGACAAGGCAGUGACUCUGCCCCUUUCUAUCAGCGAUGGGAAGUGGCACCAUGUGUGCGUGACGUGGUCGACGAGGGACGGUGAGUGGGAGGCGUACCAGGACGGGGUGAAGAGGGGCUCUGGGGAGAACCUGUCCGCAUGGCAUCCCAUCAAACCUGGAGGGGUCUUCAUCCUCGGACAGGAACAGGACACUCUGGGAGGUCGUUUCGACGCCACGCAGGCGUUUAUGGGGGACAUCUCUGACCUCCAGAUGUGGGCUAAUGUCCUCACGGCCCAUGACAUCUACAGCCUGGCCUCCUGCAACAGCCACCUCAGCGGGGACGUGAUCACCUGGUCCGAGAACGUGGUGGAGCUCCACGGAGGGGUCACCAAGUACCCCUUUGACCCCUGUCACUAA